Drosophila ananassae is the source of this 1104-nucleotide messenger RNA. RefSeq lists its product as uncharacterized. Gene Ontology annotation, cellular component: extracellular region. Gene Ontology annotation, molecular function: chitin binding. The coding region runs from base 123 to 1022 and encodes 299 amino acids. The record is from RefSeq and is a predicted model, not a curated record. Lineage: Eukaryota; Metazoa; Arthropoda; Insecta; Diptera; Drosophilidae. The transcript is spliced from 2 exons.
UUUACUGUUAUUUUUGAGCUUUCAUUGCCGUCGUCGGAGGCAGCAUCGCUUCAAACCACUGACGAUACUCGGAGGAGUAGGACAAACGUUUCAAUCUACAAAAGAGAAGGGAAUACGUCACCAUGUUUUCCAAAAAACUACAAAUAACUUUGCUGAUUCUUAAUGCUGUGCCAGCUCUACUGGCGGCUACAGUGACCACCAGGCGCAUCCAGCCUCGGGAGUCGAACUCCUGCGAGGGCCGCCAGACUCCAGGACCCAUCUGCGAGUCCUGUGAGCUGCUCGCCACCUGCGUGCGACACUCCAAUGGCUGGGUGAAUAUCCCCGUGGAGUCGUGUGACGUGGCCAACGGAUACUAUUGCAACGCUCGCCUAGGAAGCUGCACGAACGAAACGGGUCCAUGCCACCCGUUUGGAAUCGAGGGAAACUUCCAGUGCACAUCACAAGGCAUCUUCCCGGACCCAUACGACUGCCAGAAGUACCACAUGUGCUACUUCGUGGGCGCAACUCUGGUGGCCGCUGCCGUGGACUGUGGCAACGACAAGGCCUUUGAUGCCCGGACUGGUCAGUGCACUUUGACCUUGAAUGACCCAGUCUGCCUGCAGCGGCAAUAUAACUGCCCCAACGCCGGUUUCGUGGCCGCCUGGCCCUCUAACCCCAAUAUUUUCUACGUUUGCAAGUCGACAGUUAACCAGAACCUGAACGAUUCCCUCGUAAUAUAUCCCUCGCUGCAUCGCUGCAAUGACGGGGAGAUCUUCAUGGACUAUGUGUGCCGUGCCGGAUCGAAUGUCUUGUCCCCCAGCACAGAUCCAUCGAAUCCGUCUGAGAUAAUCGAGGACCCGAACGACGGAGGCUUUAACGUGAUGCCCACCACUUGCCAGCACGUGGGUCUCAUCGCCGACAUGGACGAUUGCCGGAAGUACUAUUACUGCUCCGCGUUGAAUGGCACUCUGCGACACAUGGAUUGUCCCGUGGGAACCUACUACCGUCCCGAGCUGUCCUCCUGCGUCCUGGGGACUUGUUGAGUUCGUGGCGUUGUCCUUAAUUGAGUGUAUUUUUAAAGAAACCUUAAGAAAAAUAAAAGCAUAAAUAUGGUAGAGAUUUUAA